AGUCACGGUUGAACCCUCCCGCGGCGCCGACGUCACGAAAUGCGCGACCACAAACUUUCAAGUUAAAACAUGUGGACAGACGUUAGCAAUCGCGAGAGACAUAAGUAUCUGACGCAGACGAAUGGAUCUUUUAUACCGGGAUACACCGGGCACUGUCCUAUGCUAAAGUUCCGUUACGGCAAAUGCUACGGAGACAACACGCGGCAGAUACUCAGGGAGAUCAAGUCGAAUGGCCUGUUCAAUAAACCGCUGGAAUACCGCCGCGGCGACAACUACGAGCUAGACCGCAUGCCGCGCUGCGACGCGCCGCGCCGCGACGCGUACGACGGCAUCGGCCGGACGCCCGCCUACAUGACCGGCUACACUGGCUACGUUCCCGGAAUGAACUUUAGAUACGGCAAAUCAUAUGGACGAGCAGCGGACGACUGUAUAGCAGACUUCGAAGAGAACCAGCGGGCGAUGCGUCGACGAGCCGAUUUGAACCGAACCCACGCCCGCUCGCGAAGCGCGCCCAAGAUGGAAACCGUGCAUUCGCGAGACGAAAUACGGAGAGACCUGAACCGAUUUAGAGAGAUCAAUAAGUACAAAGAAAACACAAUAUCCCCCGAAUUCCCACCCAUAGCCGGCUACACGGGCCACAUCCCGCGCAUCAAAGGCUCCGAGGCCUCGCUAAGCCAGCGCUACCACUGCGCCGCCAAGCGAGGCCUAGAGCUCAUCCGCCUCGAACGAGACAAGAGGACGGAGCUCCACGAGGCAGACGGCAACAUUAAGGCGAUACUGAAGGACAAGGAUAGGAAGUUCUCGUAUUGGAACUGGGGAUAGCAUACGGGGAGGAGAAUGUUCUUUGGCAAGUGCCGGUAGACAUUCUUCUGAAUUGUGUUGAUUGUUAAGAAUUUUAAAUGUUGUUUGACAAACUGACUGGUACUUGAGACGAUUCGCUCUUUCUUAGAUAUAUUCACCUACGAAAAAAAAAGAAUAGAUUCGACGCGAUACUCGCCUUUUUCACACAGAAAAUUUUACUUUAAAUUAAUAACCACACGGCACAGACGUGCCACACGGACAAAGCAAUGCCACGUAAUAAAAGGCGACAAAUGAGAUCAACAUCAGCCUUGAGUGUUUGUCCUCUACGCAGAGUUGACAAUUAGAUUUCGGAUGAUGAAUAGAUGACAAUCGUACGUCUACAAACGCCGAACGAAAAUAAUGCAUCGAGAUGCCAGAUGUACGUAGCUAGACGAAAACUCACGAGACUAUUUCCAUACAUUAUUUAAGUUUCUAAUCAGAGAUCAUAAGAAAGUUUCGAAUUUUGUAAAAUCCGUCCACAAUAUUUCCGACACUCAAAUCCAAGGGUCGAAAACAAACAAGGUCAUCAUUUAAUUAUAUUAGUCAAAAACUGCAGAUUAAGGUGGUAUUCCACAUGUCCAAUUUCUUUGUCUAAUGUCAUUGCAUCUCACUCCCACAUCGGAUAAAGAACAAUGCAUAGGUGGAAUACCACCAUUAGGUACAGUAUUCAGUUUCGCGUACCAUUAUGUACAAGCGAGAUAACUAAUAAUGGGACGGCACGACCCCCAAUGAAUUAUGCGCGCAGUGGCGGAUUUGCUCUAAGGCCCAGCAGGCCUACGCCUAGAAGUGGGAAGAUAUUAGGGGCAGCAAGGCGGCAGUCUAUAGAUGGGUGCUGAGAAAGGGGCGACUAGUAAAUUACUACAGGGCCCGGGGCCUAGGGCGGCCAAUGCUGCAAAUCCGCCACUGUAUGCGCGCACCAAUCAGCGCAAGCGAGCGUACAAUACGUAUUAUCAAUAUCAAUACCUUAAGAGUCACACGAACCUAGCCGCCGCCAAUACAAAGGAAAUAGGUACUUAGAUCGAGUAGAAAAUAGUCUAGAACCUGCGCCCACACUGUUAAAUUGUUUUUCUACUCCUGUACUUUUAUUUGUCGUUUAAAGGGUCGUGCACACACCUUUAAAACCCUACCUUAUAGUUGUCAAGACAAGUCUUUAGUCUAUUCCCCAAAAAAACAUUUGUGCAUACACGCAGUAUCUUUUUGGCGAUUUAACGAUACUUCGUGUAAUGACCACUUAAAAAAUAUUUUUUUUUUUUCUUGGUAUGGACUUGAGGGCGGUGUUGCCCGUAGCCAACGUCAAGUAAAAGGGUAGGAAAUUAAACGCGGAAAGGAAUAAAGGAACGCAAUUUGGAAAAAGUGGUCAGGUCAGGUAUAAGAAUACAACGUGAUACAUAUACUUGAUAUUAUAAAGACUAUACUUUUAUAUUAUUAUGAAAGAUGAAGCAUGCUAUGAUGUUAUAUAAAUCAUGAUUAAUAAGCAAGGAAGGGAUGUCAGUUGGAAAGGGAAUAUGUUUAGAUUGUAAAGUUUCCAUGAAAACAGUGCGAUCGUAUAAGGGACAAGAAAAUAAUUUUUUGGUUAAUGUCAGCCACCUCAGCACCACAGUCACAUUUAGGAUCAUCAAUAAAUUUAAAUCUAGCAAGAUCAGAAGGAGCACUUGUAUGGCCCAGUCUCAUGCGUGUUAAGCAUGAUAUUUCGCGUCUAUUAAAGUUUUUAUUGUAAAACCACGGCUUUAUAGGGAUAUCAUUUUGAAUCUUAAGAUAAUAAUUUCCAGAUUCCAGGCUGCUCCAAAACCAAAAGAACUCCCAGGCUAACCUGAGAUAUCUUUUGGGGAGCAACAGAAGAUCAUGACAAUAAUUUUUAUAUGGAAAGAUAUCACCAGAAGCAACAGCAUCUACGGCCAGACGAUCAGCUUUCUCAUUUCCGGAAAUUCCACAAUGACUUGGCACCCAUACAAAAUUUAUAGUAAGCCCUUUCUUUUCGCAUUUUAACAA
This is a messenger RNA of Cydia fagiglandana, 2829 nucleotides long. Its product is annotated as ciliary microtubule inner protein 2B-like. The record is from RefSeq and is a predicted model, not a curated record. Bases 70 to 822 code for a protein of 250 amino acids. Lineage: Eukaryota; Metazoa; Arthropoda; Insecta; Lepidoptera; Tortricidae. The transcript has 5 exons.